Molecule: messenger RNA, 1370 nt
Organism: Cladophialophora immunda
Lineage: Eukaryota; Fungi; Ascomycota; Eurotiomycetes; Chaetothyriales; Herpotrichiellaceae
Exons: 1
Coding region: 171-1370 (399 amino acids)
Source: RefSeq, a predicted model, not a curated record
UUCGAGAAUGUCUGGAGAACUUGACUGGGCUCAAGGCUGCAGACUCCUGAGGAGAAACAACGCCUAAUUGGAAAUGAUUUAAGGGUACCCUCAUUCCCCAAGAUGUUAUACCUUCCUCAGCCACUCUCUGCUUUCGCCUCUCCUUUAUUGUUGUCUUGCUUCUGGUCAAGAUGUUCUGUCUUUUGUGUUCUCUAUGCACCUUUGCACUAAUCGCCGCUGCCCAGACUACAGCACCCAAUGAAUAUACGGUCCAGAAAAUUGCAGCCUUGGAUAACUUUCUUGUCGAGAAUCUAGCUGUGCGAGGCAACGGCAAAAUCCUCGUGACAACUUCGGCCCCCGCGGCGACACUAUGGGAAAUCGAUCCCCAAUCAUCGCUCAAUGCAACUCUUAUCACACAGUUUCCGGGCGUCUCUGGCUCUUAUGGCAUCACUGAGCUUCAGCCUGAUGUAUUCUAUGUGACGACAGGCAACUUCUCGAUUCAGACGAGACAACCCGUUCCGCAAUCAUUCACGCUUUUUGAAGUCGAUAUGAGCGGCUUUCGCCAACUUCCCACCGGCAAGGUAACCAGCCUUCCAACUCCACGCGAGAUUGCCAUACUCGCGAAUGCCACUGUCCUCAAUGGCCUCACACAUGUUGAUGGGCAAGACGGAUUUGUCCUGGCGGCCGAUUCCUACGCUGGUCUGAUCUGGAAGGUCGAUGUAGCAACAGGAGACGUUGUGGUAGCUAUCAAAGAUGCGUCGAUGGAUCCCAGCCCCUCUAAAGCAGCAGGAAUCAAUGGGUUGAAGUAUCAAAAUGGGUCUCUCUACUAUACAAACACGGGUUCCAACCUGUAUUACCGCCUAGCAAUCUCUGCGAAUGGGACUGCUGCGGGGACGCCCGAAACCAUCGCGCAGAUCGCCAAACCCGACGAUCUCAUCUUGGAUGACUCUGGAACAGCCUAUAUCUGCCAGCAGGUCAACUCUUUGAGCAGGGUUGCUGGCAACGGGACAGUGGAGGUGAUUGCCGGUACGGCGAACAGCAACGCCAGCUCGCUUCUCGGACCAACUGCUGUGGCUUGGGGCAGAACUCCAUCAGACAAGGACAAGCUGUAUGUGACAACGAAUGGAGGGCAAUCGGCUGCUUCAAAUCCGUCAUCGGGCUCUCAGGGUCUCUCCGUAAUAGGGCCAAUCGCUCAGGAUUCCGCCGCGACGAGUAACUCCUCGACUUCGGCUUCGUCUUCGGCUUCAUCUUCAGCUUCAGCUACUUCAUCGGCAACGCAAGGAGCCGCUACACAGACUCAGUCCACUGGCGGGGCGGCUGCAUCUUUCGAUCAAGGAGUACGUUGGUGCCUAUUCAUGGUAUCCCUAGCGCUUCUUUCUGUGCUGUUGUAA